CUUUUCAUGUACAUGUACAUGUAGAUGAUUCCGGACGGUGGGGGCGUGGUGGUUUAUUCUUGGCUAUAUCAACACGCUCAAUGCAACCAGAGACCUACUAUAAGAAAGCAAGUAAAAUGAGAGAUUUGUCCUUGAGUGAUGUGCAUGUAAUACCAGUUGAUGAUAUCAUGAGUAGAGAUCAAGGCAGAGAUAUGUUGGCACUAAUUGUUGCCCAGUCAAGGGAUUCUAGUGGUAGCCUGUCAGGGAUUAAGUUACCUUCUCUCAAUAUUGGCUUACAAAGAAUCAGUAGCCUAGCAUUAAGACUAAAUGCAUCAGUUCAUUUACCAAGGAUAGGUCAUUCUACUCCUCAUUUCAAUUGGUAUGGUACUGAGAGACUAAUCAGAAAGCAUCUCUCGAGCAAAGGAAUACCAACCUUCAUUUAUUAUUUUCCACGUCAUGGGCACCACAAAACUAUACCAAGAGUUAGCCCUGAACUUCGUAUUAAAGUAGUGGAUCCAUUACCGGAUACAUUUACUAAUAUCAGUGUAUGUUUCUAUGGAAUUGAUGAGAGUACCAAACUCUCUCUAUCCCGUUGUAUAAUAGCUUAUAAUGGUGAUGUAGAGGAGGCCCCCACUGAUAAAACAACACACAUUAUUGUUCCUGGCUUGGAGGGAAACAAGUUGCCAUGGAAUACACACAAGGCCACAGUAGUCUCUUUGAAAUGGUUGGAAGAUAGUUUACAUGAAGGACAUCUUUUACAAACUGAGAAAUAUUUAAUACACCAUCUCGUAUAAUACUGUAGGUAUUUUUAAUUGUGCAUGCCACUAAAUUUAGAAUGUUUAACAAAUUCAAAUUUUAUAAUAA
Amphimedon queenslandica is the source of this 843-nucleotide messenger RNA. RefSeq names its product chromodomain-helicase-DNA-binding protein 1-like. Bases 81 to 773 code for a protein of 230 amino acids. The transcript has 7 exons. Gene Ontology annotation, molecular function: DNA helicase activity. Lineage: Eukaryota; Metazoa; Porifera; Demospongiae; Haplosclerida; Niphatidae. Gene Ontology annotation, biological process: chromatin remodeling; DNA repair. The record is from RefSeq and is a predicted model, not a curated record.